AUGUACUUGGCUCUGAUCAUUUCUGUAUUUAUCUCACCGAUCAAUGCCAUUAUCAUAAGUCAAGUUCAUCGAUCUUCAUCGUAUCAAACCAAUUCUUCUUGUGCUCGUCUUUCAAAUAUCACUUUAGCAGCCGAUGCAUCGAUUCAAUCUUGUAUUUGGGAAUGUGCUCACAAAGAUCAAUGCCAAACAGCUGUUUAUUAUCAUGACAAUCGAAGUUGUUUAUUGUAUAGCGAAGAUUGUCAAUCGGGUAAUAUAACAUCAUCUAGAGACGUUCGAGCGAGUGUUAUUUGUUAUCGAACAAAUCACGGAUCGAAUAAUCAAUGUUCUCCUCCAGGCUGGACAACGACUGGAACGAUGAGUGUUACACGAUAUUAUCAUACAGCAUCGACAUUAUCAAAUGGAAAAGUCUUAGUCACUGGUGGAUCGAAUGGUAUAUAUUUGAAUAGUGCUGAAUUGUAUGAUCCAUCAACUGGUAGUUGGACAACGACUGGAACGAUGAGUGUUGCACGAUGUUAUCAUACAGCAUCGAUAUUAUCAAAUGGAAAAGUCUUAGUCACUGGUGGAUAUCUGAAUAGUGCUGAAUUGUAUGAUGCAUCAACUGGUAAUUGGACAACGACUGGAACGAUGAGUGUUGCACGAGGGUAUCAUACAGCAUCGAUAUUAUCAAAUGGAAAAGUCUUAGUCACUGGUGGAUAUCUGAAUAGUGCUGAAUUGUAUGAUCCAUCAACUGGUAAUUGGACAACGACUGGAACGAUGAGUGUUGCACGAAGGUAUCAUACAGCAUCGAUAUUAUCAAAUGGAAAAGUCUUAGUCACUGGUGGAUACAAUGGUAGUGUUUAUCUGAAUAGUGCUGAAUUGUAUGAUGCAUCAACUGGUAAUUGGACAACGACUGGAACGAUGAGUGUUGCACGAAGGUAUCAUACAGCAUCGAUAUUAUCAAAUGGAAAAGUCUUAGUCACUGGUGGAUCGAAUGGUAUAUAUUUGAAUAGUGCUGAAUUGUAUGAUCCAUCAACUGGUAGCUGGACAACGACUGGAAAUAUGAGUGUUACACGAGUGUAUCAUACAGCAUCGAUAUUAUUCAAUAAAACAGUAUUAGUUACUGGUGGAUGCUGUUAUACCAACACUGCUGAAUUAUAUUGA
Adineta ricciae is the source of this 1140-nucleotide messenger RNA. The record is from the annotation of a GenBank genome assembly. Lineage: Eukaryota; Metazoa; Rotifera; Eurotatoria; Adinetida; Adinetidae.